Messenger RNA from Cylicostephanus goldi, 570 nucleotides. The record is from the annotation of a GenBank genome assembly. NCBI's taxonomy places the organism in Eukaryota, Metazoa, Nematoda, Chromadorea, Rhabditida, Strongylidae.
AUGAACUUACGAGCCUUCGCUAGUAAUGCAGAAAAACUGAACGAGUAUUUCGGGAUGAGAGAGAUAGAAGCCAUUCGCAACGUGCAGAAGCUCCUGGGUUUGAAAUGGGAUAUCAUCGAUGACAACCUCAUCCUACCACUCCCAGAAGAAACCUCCAACAAAGAUCCUUGGACGAAGAGAAAGGUUCUGAAACACAUCGCUAGUAUCUACGACCCUCUUGGCCUACUCUCUCCCUCAACGCUCCCCGGUAAGAUCUUUCUUCAAUCUCUAUGGAAGGAGAAACUUUUAUGGGACGAAACAUUACCUUCAGAAAAGGAAGCGCAGUGGCAAGAAAUUAUUUCAGCAUGGACGACCUCAGAGUUAACAACACCCAGACUCAUAAUAGACUGCGAAGAAGAAAUCUCCUAUGAGUACGAUCUUCACGUAUUCGCUGAUGCAUCUUCUGCCGCCUAUUGUGCCGUGGCUUACAUUGUACAAAAGGCAAAUGAUAAACCAAUCAGAGCUUCCUUGGUGAUGUCCAAGAGUCGAUUAGCGCCACUCAGCCACUCCAUGACUAUUCCACGUUUUUAA